UUAAGGAGCAGGUAGGGGUUAGACAGUACAGAAACAAGUCGUUAAGGAGCAGGUAGGGGGUGGACAGUGAAUACAGAACGGUCAUUAACCAAUGCACUAUCUGACCAUGCUCGCGUGUUAGAGGGUCAUGGGAUGGAGGUGUGAGUGUGUGAAAUCUUUAGCCGUCACGCUAUGUGUUUAGCAAGAGCUAAAAGAGAUUAGCCCUCUGCUAUGUUGGGUAUGCCAACACCAAAUCUACAUUUUUUCCUGUGGUUUGAGUUUAAACUGAAUGUUACAAAAUAAGUAUUUAAAUAGGUAGAUCUUACUUCGAAGAAAGACACAUUGAUUAGAAUAUUCCAGAAGAAUCCUCAAACCAACCAUGCGUGUCUUACUGAGUGCUGCAAACGAGUGUGUGUGUGUACGAGGGUGUGUAUAAGUAUGUAUGUGGGUAUAAGUGUGUGUGUGUGAGUAUUUAAGUUUGUGUGCGUGUUUGCAUAAGUGUGUGUGUGUGUGUGUUUGUGUAUGUAUAAGUGUGUGUGUGUGUGUUCGUGCGUGUAUAAGUAUGUGUGUAUAAGUGUGUGUAUGUGUAUAAGUGUGUGUGUGUGUGUGUGUGUGUGUUUGUGAAUAAGUGUGUGUGUGUGUAUAAGUAUGUGUGUGUGUGUGUGUGUAUGUGUAUAAGUGUGUGUGUGUGUGUGUAUAAGUGUGUGUGUGUGUGUAUAAGUGUGUGUGUGUGUGUGUGUGUGUGUGUGUGUGUGUGUGUGUGUGUGUGUGUGUGUGUGUGUGUGUAUAAGUGUGUGUGUGUGUGUACCAGGAGGUGUAAUCCUGCCAGACUUGCCAGCAGAAUGAGCUGUGUUGGGGUGCUGCUGGUUGUCCUGCUUCUCCUGGCCUCCGGACCAGGUCUAGCCGGGUCCUCGGGUCCUGGUCAGGCCCAGUCUACGCCCGACCCGGGCCCGGUGGGGGUCCAGGGGGAGGGGGUAGACGUGCUGUUCCUCUGGGACCACCUGACGGGUCUGAAGGACCUGGUCCUCCGGCUGAGCGAGCAGGCGGUGUCCCAGCGGCUGGUCCUCAGGGGCCUGGAGACCAGGGUCCAGGACCAGCAGCUGGCCUCCCUGGAGACCUCGGAGCGGGUCCGGGGCCUGGAGGCCCUGCAGGUCCAGGUGAACCUCACCCAGGACCAGGUGCUCGGACUGACCCGGUCCUUGUCCAGGAUAGAGGAUCUGGAGGAGCAGAACUCAGUUCUGGAGCCCCGGCUGGACGCCCAGGAGGCCGAGGUGGAUCACCUGAAGAAUAAGAACACAGAGCUGUUGGAGAAGCUGCCCUUCCUGGUGAUGAGGCUAAGAGCGAGCGAGAGCACAGUGGAGCAGCUCAGGAGGAGGAACGCAGUGCUGUCAGCCAGGAUGUGUUCUGCUGAGAAUCAGAUGGAGGAACUCAGGAGACAACGUUCAGUGUUCUCAGUGGUACGACCAGGAGAUAAUUCUGGGACUUCAGAAGGAAGUGCUAAGAUGGCAGAGUUGCAGAACCGGAUGGACUCCUGCUCUGCCCAGCUGAACAUCCUCCAGACACAGAGUGACAACCAUACAGAGACACUGGUAUCCAUGGAAACCAGACUAGUUUCCGUAGAGAUGCAUCUGGGUUCGACCUCCAUCCAGGUGGCGCAGCCGUUGGCAGGAAGUACAGGGUCCACUGAACUGUCCGAUUUAAGGAGAAGGAUGAACGAAACUGAGAACCGGUUGGAUCUGAUGACCAGACUUACCACCAGUACACCCACCUCCACCGGUACACCCACCUAUACAGCUGAGCUAUCCGCUGUGAGGGGGCAGCUAAGGGAACUUGACGGCCGGCUAACAGACCAGGAGAGCUCGCUGUCUGCUCUGGAGGACCGGCUAGAUGUCAGUGCGAACGGGACUGAAGCAAUGGAGUCCAAAGCGAGGUCCAAUGAGAGCACUCUGUUGGAGCUACAGAGGAAGGUAUCAGACCACACCUCCCAGCUGCUGAGGGUGGAGACCAGAGUCAACAUCAGCCAAUCCCUGAUGGAGCACCUGGAGACCCAACUGAACAGAGUUUCAGACUUGGAGGCUACAGGGAGCGCCACCAGCAGGCAGCUGGAGGAACUGCAACAUGACUUGUCUGUUGCUACGACGACUCUUUCAGCCCAGGAAGCUGAGCGGGUUGCCAUGGCAGCCAGAGUAACAGCUGGGGAGAGCCAGAGAGAUGCUCUGGAGUCCAGGUUAGAGGCUGAGGAGGCCGCUUUGAAGACCCUGAAGACAGAGAGCUCAGGGUUGGAGGAAGGACUCAGAUCAACACAGAUCCUCGUUGAAAAGCUGCACACCCAGAACAACCACCACACCUCCCAGCUGCUGAGGGUGGAGACCAGAGUCAACAUCAGCCAAUCCCUGAUGGAGCACCUGGAGACCCAACUGAACAGAGUUUCAGACUUGGAGGCGACAGGGAGCGCCACCAGCAGGCAGCUGGAGGAACUGCAACAUGACUUGUCUGUUGCUACGACGACUCUUUCAGCCCAGGAAGCUGAGCGGGUUGCCAUGGCAGCCAGAGUAACAGCUGGGGAGAGCCAGAGAGAUGCUCUGGAGUCCAGGUUAGAGGCUGAGGAGGCCGCUUUGAAGACCCUGAAGACAGAGAGCUCAGGGUUGGAGGAAGGACUGAGAUCAACACAGAUCCUCGUUGAAAAGCUGCACACCCAGAACAACCACCACACCUCCCAGCUGAGGAGGGUGGAGACCAGAGUCAACAUCAGCCAAUCCCUGAUGGAGCACCUGGAGACCCGACUGAACAGAGUUUCAGACUUGGAGGCUACAGGGAGCGCCACCAGCAGGCAGCUGGAGGUACUGCAGGAACUGACCAAAGCCCAGGAAGCUGAGCGGGUUGCCAUGGCAGCCAGAGUGACCACUGGGGAGAGCCAGAGAGAAGCGCUGGAGUCCAGGUUAGAGGCUGAAGAGGCCGCUUUGAAGAUCCUGAAGACAGAGAGCUCAGGGUUGGAGGAAGGACUGAGAUCCACACAGAUCCUCGUUGAGGAGCUGCACAUCCAGAACAACAACCACACCUCCCAGCUGCUGAGGGUGGAGACCAGAGUCAACAUCAGCCAAUCCCUGAUGGAGCACCUGGAGACCCAACUGAACAGAGUUUCAGACUUGGAGGCUACAGGGAGCGCCACCAGCAGGCAGCUGGAGGAACUGCAGGAACUGACCAAAGCCCAGGAAGCUGAGCGGGUUGCCAUGGCAGCCAGAAUGACCGCUGGGGAGAGCCAGAGACAAGCGCUGGAGUCCAGGUUAGAGGCUGAGGAGGCCGCUUUGAAGACACUGAAGGCAGAGAGCUCAGGGUUGGAGGAAGGACUGAGAUCCACACAGAUCCUCGUUGAGGAGCUGCACACCCAGAACAACAACCACACCUCCCAGCUGCUGAGGGUGGAGACCAGAGUCAACAUCAGCCAAUCCCUGAUGGAGCACCUGGAGACCCAACUGAACAGAGUUUCAGACUUGGAGGCCACAGGGAGCGCCACCAGCAGGCAGCUGGAGGAACUGCAGGAACUGACCAAAGUCCAGGAAGCUGAGCGGGUUGCCAUGGCAGCCAGAGUGACCGCUGGGGAGAACCUGAGAGAAGCACUGGAGUCCAGGUUGGAGGCUGAGGAGGACUCUUUGAAGACCCUGAAGACAGAGAGCUCAGGGUUGGAGGAAGGACUGAGAUCCACACAGAUCCUUGUUGAGGAGCUGCACACCCAGAACAACGGUCACUCAGCUGAACUGUCUGCCCUGGAGGCCAGGAUGAACGCCAGCGAGAAUACAACAGCAAGUGUGGCUGAGAGGGCCGGGGUUCUGAGCCGGCUCUUGGCGGAGCUCCACGCCAACGCGUCAGUCAUGGAGAUCCAGACGGACAGAACCGAGCGGCGUUUGGACCAGUGGAUGAGUCAGAACCGAGAACGGCCCCGAGUGGCCUUCUCCGCCGGACUCAGCGACUCCGGAGCCAUCGGACCCUUCGGCAUGGAGACCACCCUGGUGUUCACCAAGACCCUCACCAACGUCGGCCAGGCCUACAACCAGACCACGGGCAUCUUCAGGGCUCCGCUGAGAGGCCUCUACUGCUUCCUGUUCACGGUGGCGGACUUCCUGAAGGGCUACCGGGGGGUGUACCUGUACCGGAACGAGGAGCGGGUUCUGUUCAGCCUGGAGCUCAACGGCCACGGCGGCUACGCUAGCAGCUCGGCCGCCACGCCCCUCCUCCUGGAGGCCGGGGAAACCGUCAGCCUCCGUCUCCCAGGGAGCUACCGUCUCUAUGACGACAACCGCAACUUCAGCCUCUUCUCAGGAUUCCUGCUCUUCCCUCUGUGAUCCAGAGAUCAAUAGACUGAAGGACUGAUCGAUCUAUAGAUGGACCCAUGGUCUAUAGAUCAAUAGACUGAUCGAUCUAUAGAUGGACCCAUGGUCUAUACAUCGAUAGACCGAUGGACCGAUCGAUCUAUAGCUCGACCCAUGGUUUAUAGAUCAAUAGACUGAAGGAAUGAUCAAUCUAUAGAUGGACCCAUGGUCUAUAGAUCCAUAGACUGAUGGACAGAUCGAUCUAUAGAUCGACCCAUGGUCUAUAGAUCAAUAGACUGAUCCAUCUAUAGAUAGAUUCAUGGUCUAUAGAUCGAUGCAUCAAUUGAUGAAUAGAGACCUUGCAAUCGCUCAAUCAAUAUGCAGAUCUAUGGAACCUGGACUCAAGAUGAAUGGUCAGAUGUAUUGAUUAUUGAUUGGUUUCUAAACAAGGUCAUCACGGUCUGAACAGGAAACAACUUUUUGCCUCAUCCAUCCAUUGUUAUAUAGCCCAUCAUUUUAGGCCUGAUUAAGUUCUGAUGAAGCCUGUUAUAGUCCUGAUAAAGUCCCGUUAUAGCCUGAUAAAGUCCUGUUAUAGAACAUAGUUAUGGUGAUAGUCAAUAGUUACGGUCAUGUUAUAGUCCAUAGUUAUGAACUACACAUGUUAUGCGUCUCCAUGGUGAUACUGAUGGAGCCUGAGAAGCUCUUAAAACGUGUCACCAAAUCUUUUAUUGUCUUUCAGGGGAGAGGAGAACCAACAGUAGGAAGAAUACGUUUACGCCAGCAGUGCAAAGACAAGCAGUAAUUUAACCCAUUUAUAUACAUUUGGUCUUUAAAAACACAUUAUUAAGAUCUGUUUUAUUAAAAUCAAAGCGGUGUGACCCUUAACCCUUUACAAAAGCCAUCUGUUAGUCAUCUCUAACAGAGAAAUGGAGCGUCGUCUGCACUACAAAUCCGUUAUAUUAUAAAACACCAAUAGGGGGCGCCACUGACCAUGCAUGACGGCUCCGUGAUGGCCGUGGUUUGCUUAAACAACCUUAUUUAAAGUAUUAAUCUCGAAAAUGCAUGUUAAUAAAUGUCUGUUAAAAGACCGAAUGAGGUAACACCCAGCAGUGCUCUCUUGCCAGGCCGUUAUUGUAACUAAGCAUUAGUUCUUAAUUAAAAGGUGCUAUAAAACAUGGACCCAGAGUGUUCAAAAUGGGUACUGCAGUGCAGCCCAAACGUACAACAGUGGAGAGUUGUCUCCGCCCAGACUCCAAGCUCAUGUUGGUUGCCAGGUUGAGGACACUGAACAAACAUGAGCAAAGAUGAGACGAGCAAAACACAAUAUCUCUUUCGAUAAGCCCAGUUAUUCCACUUCGACACUGAAAAGCGACAUCAAGUCCUUCUGGCUCUAAGCAGUCUCGUGUUUCUCUGUGUGUGGUUCUUUGUGUGUUUCUUUGUGUGUGUGAGCUGGCGUAGGGUUUUUUCCGGUGUCUGCUAGCGAUUACACGGAAACUAAGGCCGAACAAAGCCAGAAAGAUCCAUCACUACAGACAAUGAAACUUUAGAAACAAGUGCAAAUCCAAAGCCAACCGAACCCAACUGGUGUAGUUAUUGAGGCGUGGCCAAGGGGCCAAUGCCAACUGAGACUUCAGAGGGCUCUCUGGGAGGCCAUGGAACUGAGGUCCAAAAACACCUGAAAUUACCACUUAUCGCCAUAGGGGUCGCCAAAAGGAACUAAACGGAAAUCUUCGAGAUCAUCAUAUUAAAUAGGACAUUAUUUAAAAUAGACAAGGUUAUUAAAAAAAAACGUUAUUCAAAUAAGACUCAAUUAUUUAAGAAUGUACAGUGAUGGAAAAAGAGGAAUUUAAGUUCUAUCUUGUGCACAUAGGAGUCAUAAACCACGGGUCAUGUAAACGGGGUUAAGGGGGAAAAGUUCACCUGAUUUUGUUCAUGAUUAUUCACAGGCUCAGAACCAGGGUUCUGCAGGAAGACAACGUUAAGUUAACACUGUAAGGAAUAAAAUGUACCUGGUUAAACGCCCGAACAACGGAAUGCCUACUGUACAACAUGACCUUUGCGCAACUACAAAAUACAACUGGUGAUGGUGACUCUUACAGGAAGACGAGAGGUCGAGCUGGAUUAUUAAAUGCAGACUUGCGAAUCUAUCUUUGACAACAGCAGAGUACUUUUUUUGGGUACCUUGUGUCGAUUUAGCGAUCAGUAGCCUUUUUUUUAAAAA
Messenger RNA from Gadus macrocephalus (Pacific cod), 6507 nucleotides. Its product is annotated as centriolin-like. NCBI's taxonomy places the organism in Eukaryota, Metazoa, Chordata, Actinopteri, Gadiformes, Gadidae. The coding region runs from base 648 to 4319 and encodes 1223 amino acids. Gene Ontology annotation, molecular function: protein binding. The record is from RefSeq and is a predicted model, not a curated record. The transcript is spliced from 39 exons.